Messenger RNA from Salvelinus fontinalis (brook trout), 8076 nucleotides. Its product is annotated as muscarinic acetylcholine receptor M3-like. The record is from RefSeq and is a predicted model, not a curated record. Gene Ontology annotation, biological process: adenylate cyclase-activating adrenergic receptor signaling pathway; saliva secretion; positive regulation of smooth muscle contraction. NCBI's taxonomy places the organism in Eukaryota, Metazoa, Chordata, Actinopteri, Salmoniformes, Salmonidae. Gene Ontology annotation, molecular function: G protein-coupled acetylcholine receptor activity. The transcript is spliced from 6 exons. The coding region runs from base 515 to 2446 and encodes 643 amino acids. Gene Ontology annotation, cellular component: plasma membrane.
UGGUAACGUCAUUGUCACUCAGUCCAAUCACACCCGAAGCUGCUAGCGGAGCGUUUUCCAUGCGUUCUGGGCAAAUCCAGCGGUGAAUUAAAUUAAUGAAUCGAGCGGGACGGAGCCAGCCGGAGUCUUUUCACUUGAGCUCAAGACCGUUCCGUUGUGCGGGGGAAAUGUUUUGUCGGUACGGGUACAGUAUUUAGGCGACAGGGGUUUGUUUAUCCUAGAAUGGAAUGACGGGGUUAAUAUCGCAUCAAGUGGACCACUACACCACUGUACAGAGUUGCAUUCAACAUUUUUCUAAAUCAUUGUUCUUCUACACCUGGCAAAGACGAAAUAUUCUGAUUUCUUCUGCACCCAGAGAUGUUCCCCUCCACCAGGAGCCUAUCUGAUGAACACACUCCAUGGUCAGAGGACUGCAGAGGUUCUGGACUGCAUUCCAACCAGAGGUGACAUCUAGUGGCAACUUCACUCCCAACAUAUUGGUGUCUCCAGAAUAUGCCAUCAGGACGUCAGCGCUAUGACCUUGAACCUGAACUCGUCCAGCUCUUCCCCUUCUGUAGACCCCAGUAUGUACCUGAACAACAGCUCCCCAGGGUUGAGGGCCUACGCCGACAACGCCAUCCUGGGCCUGGGCCUUGUGCUGGACAACGACUCCAUUACCAGGGACCUCACCAACCUGACCAGCUGGUCCAACACCUCCCUCCUUGAUCCCAUGGUGACCUAUGACCCUCUGGGAGGUCACACCAUCUGGCAGGUCAUCCUGAUCGUGUUCCUCACCGGGUCUCUGUCUCUGGUCACCGUCGUAGGGAACAUCCUGGUGCUCAUCUCCUUCAAGGUGAACAAGCAGCUGAAGACAGUGAAUAACUACUACCUCCUCAGUCUGGCCUUUGCUGACCUCAUCAUCGGAACUCUUUCCAUGAACCUCUACACUACCUACAUUAUCAUGGACCAAUGGGCUUUGGGGAACUGGGCGUGCGACCUGUGGUUGGCUAUCGACUACGUGGCGAGCAACGCCUCCGUCAUGAACCUGCUGGUCAUCAGCUUCGACCGCUACUUCUCCAUAACUCGACCUCUGACUUACCGGGCCAAGAGGACCACCAAGAGAGCUCUGACUAUGAUCAGCAUGGCCUGGUCCGUGUCCUUCGUCCUGUGGGCGCCGGCUAUACUCUUCUGGCAGUAUAUCGUAGGGGAGCGCACUGUGCCUCCUGGAGAAUGCUUUAUCCAGUUUCUCUCAGAGCCUAUUAUCACAUUCUGCACGGCCAUCGCUGCCUUCUACCUGCCGGUCACCAUCAUGACGGUUCUCUACUGGAGAAUCUACAGAGAGACAGAGAACAGGCAGAAGGACCUGGCGGGGUUGAGGGGUUCGGGGGCAGGGAACAAGGCGGGCCAGGGGGGUAGCCAGAAGGAGGAGGAGGAGAAGAAGGAGGAGGCCCAGGAAGAGGAGGCUCCCAUGGUGCCCAAGACAGGAAGCUCCAGGAGCUGCAGCAGUUACGAGCUUAACCAGGCCGGUCAGAAAGGCUCUGGAGCCAAGAAGACCAGAGGACCCUUCCGCUUCUGGCCGCUGACUAGGUGGUCCAAGAAGAAGACAAUCACAGUGGGAGGAGAGCCGGAACACAGCAGCUCCGGUAGCUGGAACAACAACGAUGGGGGCAGGGCCUCCAUGGACCAAUCAGACUCUGAGGACGAGGAGGGGGCGACGGAGUCAAGCCGAGCUAUCUAUUCCAUAGUGGUCAACCUGCCGGGGAUAAACUCCGCCCCUGGCAACAACCCUAACAAUGACCCCCAGCUGACAUCUCCUGAGGACCAGGAUGCUCCGAAGGACCCUCUCCGGCCACCAGGGGGCGAUAAUAAGGACAAAAAGACAUCCUCUAAUACCAGAAAGGAGAAAGACAAGGAAGACAACAGCUACCACCAACGCUCCUUCUCUAAAACCCCUGUCACUUCCUCGUCUUCCAUCCAGACCUCCACCAGGAGCCAAACAGGGGAUGUGUCCUCCACCUCCAAGUCCCCCUCCUCGGCCACCUCGGCCCCCAUCUCCCUGAAGGAUGCAGCCAUGGCCAAGCGCUUCGCCUCCAAAGCCAAGACCCAGAUCACCAAGCGUAAGAAGCAGAGUGUAGUCAAGGAGAAGAAAGAGAAGAAGGCCGCCCAGACUCUCAGUGCCAUCUUGUUGGCUUUCAUCAUAACCUGGACUCCCUAUAACAUUAUGGUGUUAGUCAACACUUUCUGUACUGGCUGCAUCCCUGAGGCUCUGUGGGCUCUGGGCUACUGGCUGUGUUACGUCAACAGCACCAUCAACCCCAUGUGUUACGCCAUGUGCAACCUCACCUUCAGGAAUACCUUCAAGAUGAUUCUGCUCUGCCGCUGGCAGGACAUCAACAAACGCAACAAGCCUCAGUUCCAGCAGAGGCAGACGGUCGCUUUCCGCAAGAAGGAGCCCUUGCAGGUGUAAUGUACUGGGGCCUGGGUCAGCUGUAGGACUCUGUCGGCCUCUCUGGGAUUGUUUAACAGGAUAGUUGGCCAGGGAGAUGGACUCUACUUACAAGCCUUUCUCAACAAUGAAGAGAUUACGUAAUAAUACAAAAGAAACAUAGUAACACGACAAAUAAAAUACACAAUUAUUUUGAAUUAACUCUGCAUCUCUUCCAACUAUUGACUUUUUUUUUCACACAACUGACAGACCAGUUUGGCGCCAAAACAUUGACAACAAAGACAUAUUGAUGUCGUAAAAUCAUUAAAAAAAACUGUCUUAAAAAAACACAGGACACUUCAUGAUGAAUCCCUCAUAUUUAACAGCAAUAGUAUUCACCAACUUGGUUAAUAUUUAGAAUAAUGUUUUACAGCUCUGUCAUUGUAUUUUUUAUUUUGAAAUCAUUUAUGUUGCAUGUGAAAAGGCCACACAGAUGACCAGGGAUAUUUCUACACGGACAGAAGGGGAGAUUUGAUUGGAUUUAUUUGGUGUUUAGGGCACCCAACCCAAAGGAAUAUUUGUCACAUAUAAAAGGGCUGUCAAAUGUAUGACAAUAUCUGUUGGUGUUUCCAAGCCUGGUUUGAACUGAACUGUUGCUAUACAGUUACAGAACUUCAACAAUCCUACAGAACACGGUUACAGAACACGGUUACAGAACUUCAACAAUCCUACAGAACACAGUUACAGAACUUCAACAAUCCUACAGAACUUCAACAAUCCUACAGAACACAGUUACAGAACUUCAACAAUCCUACAGAACACAGUUACAGAACUUCAACAAUCCUACAGAACACAGUUACAGAACUUCAACAAUCCUACAGAACUUCAACAAUCCUACAGAACACAGUUACAGAACUUCAACAAUCCUACAGAACUUCAACAAUCCUACAGAACACGGUUACAGAACUUCAACAAUCCUACAGAACUUCAACAAUCCUACAGAACACAGUUACAGAACUUCAACAAUCCUACAGAACUUCAACAAUCCUACAGAACUUCAACAAUCCUACAGAACACGGUUACAGAACUUCAACAAUCCUACAGAACACAGUUACAGAACUUCAACAAUCCUACAGAACUUCAACAAUCCUACAGAACUUCAACAAUCCUACAGAACACGGUUACAGAACUUCAACAAUCCUACAGAACACAGUUACAGAACUUCAACAAUCCUACAGAACUUCAACAAUCCUACAGAACACAGUUACAGAACUUCAACAAUCCUACAGAACACAGUUACAGAACUUCAACAAUCCUACAGAACACAGUUACAGAACUUCAACAAUCCUACAGAACUUCAACAAUCCUACAGAACACAGUUACAGAACUUCAACAAUCCUACAGAACACGGUUACAGAACAUCAACAAUCCUACAGAACUUCAACAAUCCUACAGAACUUCAACAAUCCUACAGAACACGGUUACAGAACUUCAACAAUCCUACAGAACUUCAACAAUCCUACAGAACACGGUUACAGAACUUCAACAAUCCUACAGAACUUCAACAAUCCUACAGAACACAGUUACAGAACUUCAACAAUCCUACAGAACUUCAACAAUCCUACAGAACACAGUUACAGAACUUCAACAAUCCUACAGAACUUCAACAAUCCUACAGAACACAGUUACAGAACUUCAACAAUCCUACAGAACUUCAACAAUCCUACAGGACACGGUUACAGAACUUCAACAAUCCUACAGAACUUCAACAAUCCUACAGGACACGGUUACAGAACUUCAACAAUCCUACAGAACACGGUUACAGAACAUCAACAAUCCUACAGAACACGGUUACAGAACAUCAACAAUCCUACAGAACACGGUUACAGAACUUCAACAAUCCUACAGAACACGGUUACAGAACUUCAACAAUCCUACAGAACACGGUUACAGAACACGGUUACAGAACUUCAACAAUCCUACAGAACACGGUUACAGAACUUCAACAAUCCUACAGAACACGGUUACAGAACUUCAACAAUCCUACAGAACACGGUUACAGAACUUCAACAAUCCUACAGAACACGGUUACAGAACUUCAACAAUCCUACAGAACACGGUUACAGAACUUCAACAAUCCUACAGAACACGGUUACAGAACUUCAACAAUCCUACAGAACACGGUUACAGAACUUCAACAAUCCUACAGAACAUGGUUGCCUUUCCAGUUGGCAGAUAGAUACAAUUAGGUGAAUCAGUGGACAUGUAAAGCUGCAGUACUUUGUAAAGGUGCAGUACUUUGUAAAGGUGCAGUACUUUGUACAGCUACAGUACUUUGUAAAGAUGCAUUACUUUCAUGUAAAGGUGCAGUACUUUAAUGUAAACCUGCAGUACUUUGUAAAGGUGUAAUACGUCCAUGUAAAGAUGCAGUACUUUGUUAAGCUGCAGUACUUUAUGUAAAGAUGCAGUACUUUGUUAAGCUGCAGUACUUUCAAGUAAAGGUGCACUACUUUCAUGUAAAUCUGCAGUACUUUCAUUUAAAUCUGCAGUACUUUCAUGUAAAUAUGCAGUACUUUCAUGUAAAGCUGCAAUACUUUCAUGUCAAUAUGCAGUACUUUCAUGUAAAGCUGCAAUACUUUCAUGUAAAGCUGCAGUACUUUCAUGUAAAGCUGCAAUACAUUCAUGUAAAUCUGCAGUACUUUCAUGUAAAUCUGCAGUACUUUCAUGUAAAUCUGCAGUACUUUCAUGUAAAGGUGCAGUACUUUUAUGUAAAUCUGUAGUACUUUCAUGUAAAGGUGCAGUACUUUCAUGUAAAUCCGCAGUACUCUCCAAGUGCUACUCUACUCUUUGAUUCCAGCCAAUGAGUUCUGGUGAGAAGUGGCCUACCUCCUGAGCCAGUACCCUUUUCAUCCCAUGUUAUUUCACGUGUUUGGCUAGUGUUCCGUGUGGUCGUCGGGGAUGAUUUUAACAACGUGUCGGUGACCAUCGUGGUGGGGUUGUAAUCGUUGCUCAAAGUGAGACAGUGUUGUUAAAAUACAGUUGCAAAAAUUACCGGUAACUUUUCUAAGAAUUCUCAGGUUUCCCGCCCCAAAAGAAAUCCUGGUUGGAAGACUCCUGGAAUCAGGAAGGAAUCCUCCAUUUGGGAUUCCUGGGAAACCUGGGAAUUUGGGGAAAGGUGCUGUAAUUCUGCAUCUCUAGUUGUAAAGCACAGGGCUGAUGUACAAGCUGCUUAUAGCAUCUAAAUACCUGUGUUAAUUAACGAGGUGAUAUUUACAUAGUGACUGUGUGUGGAUUCUUUACAUUGAUGUUGAUGUACAGUAUGAUGCAGUUCUAUGUUUAUAUAAAAUGAUUGUUAUAUCUUUUAUAUAAAAUAAUGUCCGGUCCAAGAUGUUCACAUGUAAACGACGAGGGACAAGUUAAAUUGCAAUAAAGGCAAACGUAUGUCAUUAAAAUAUAUGUUUUACCAUUGAGACAUAUUGACACAAAAUUGAUAUCCACAGGUCUUUCUGAUGAGUUUUUCAUACAAGUCACAUAUCCCAUAAAUAAGAAUAUAACGUAUCUAUGACUAUGAUGGAUUACUAGCUAUGAAACAAGUAGGAUCUCAGGUGAGAUGUUGUCAGUGGUUGACUUAGGUCGUAGCUCACCGAGGUUCGGCACCUCAAAUGUUAUUCUGCUUGAGUUUCUCUGAUCGAAUAUUAGAUCAAAAGUAUCGCAGAUUUCCAGCACCUAAAUAUAAACAGAACCAGCAGUCAAAGUGAAUAUCGACACCUAUUUCAGUCCAAGUCAAACACUGGGUGAUGCCUUUUUCCUAUAGACACUUUCCAGGUGGAGAAUGUCAGUAAUCCAACAGCACCACCUAGUGGUAUACAUGUAGUAUGACUAGUACUGAAUAGUUGGUUGGCUCAAACUCAGCAUGUCAGGUGUCCGUGUGUCAGCUGGGUUUUGUACUUGAAGUGGUCCUGUAUUAUUUUAGGAGUAUUAGCCUGAAAUCCAGACCUGUUUUGUGCUAUCAUUCUACACCCUGUACUCCGUGUCUAUAUGUUUCGGCAUGACACAGAGUGUGAAGGAGUGGAAUGAUAAGAGCCGUACAGACCGGUAUCCAGGCAACCAACGGACCGGUAUCCAGGCAACCACUUAAUAACAUGGUGCAGAAAACGCUCACAGUUCCGUGUUUGUCUCUUUGAUGAUGUGGUGCUGGGAGGACAGUUUUGUUGUCAUGGUGACUUUCAUGGAUUUCACUAGUUGACCAGGACACACAAUGAGUUGACCAGGACACACAAUGAGUUGACCAGGACACACAAUGAGUUGACUAGGACACACAAUGAGUUGACCAGGACACACAAUGAGUUGACUAGGACACACAAUGAGUUGACCAGGACACAAUGAGUUGACCAGGACACACAAUGAGUUGACUAGGACACACAAUGAGUUGACCAGGACACACAAUGAGUUGACUAGGACACACAAUGAGUUGACCAGGACACACAAUGAGUUGACCAGGACACACAAUGAGUUGACCAGGACACACAAUGAGUUGAUAUAAUGAGUUGACCAGGACACACAAUGAGUUGACCAGGAUACACAAUGAGUUGACCAGGGGACAUAAUGAGUUGACCAGGACACACAAUGAGUUGACCAGGAGACAUAAUGAGUUGACCAGGACACACAAUGAGUUGACCAGGAGACAUAAUGAGUUGACCAGGACACAAUGAGUUGACCAGGAGAUAUAAUGAGUUGACCAGGACACACAAUGAGUUGACCAGGACACACAAUGAGUUGACCAGGACACACAAUGAGUUGACCAGGACACACAAUGAGUUGACCAUGACACACAAUGAGUUGACCAGGACACACAAUGAGUUGACCAGGACACACAAUGAGUUGACCAGGACACACAAUGAGUUGACCAGGACACACAAUGAGUUGACCAUGACACACAAUGAGUUGACCAGGACACACAAUGAGUUGACCAGGACACACAAUGAGUUGACCAGGACACACAAUGAGUUGACCAGGACACACAAUGAGUUGACCAGGACACACAAUGAGUUGACCAGGACACACAAUGAGUUGACCAGGACACACAAUGAGUUGACCAGGACACACAAUGAGUUAACCUUUUUUAAGGAGUUUUAGUUUUCAAAUACACCUUUUUGACACAAUAAUUAUACAAGAUGUUUGGUUUAAUCACACCAUGUAUGGAAUUAUAGACAGAUUCAUUAAGAUGUUUGGUUGUUCAACAUGAGAUGUGAUCAGAUCAACAAAAGGGAUAAGUCCUUUACUAAGUGUUUUAUAAAUCCACAUUUUCGUGUUAUUUAAAUGUUUAUAAUGUUAUGAUUGACUUGUGGUACUAAAGCCAUACAAUCGUAUGCUUGUAAUAUUUUAUAAGAGAUGUUUCAUUUUGAACAUUUGUUUGUUUGUUACAACCACCUUGAUUGACACACACUGCAUGUUCAGUUGUGAGGAUUUGAUGAGUUGAUUUGAUUUGAUUUGAUGAGUUGAUUUGAUGAGUUGAUUUGAUUUGAUGAGUUGAUUUGAUUUGAUUUGAUGAGUUUGUAUUUUUGUUCUCAGUUAAAAGCACUUCUGAAGACACUCAUUUUAAUGACAAAUCAUUUGAAGGAUUUUUUUUAAAAAAUGUGUCAUUUUAUAGGGGAAUAAAGUUUCAUACUGUG